Messenger RNA from Procambarus clarkii (red swamp crayfish), 2129 nucleotides. It is a transcript of the gene shrb, whose product is annotated as charged multivesicular body protein shrub. Gene Ontology annotation, cellular component: cytoplasmic side of plasma membrane; multivesicular body; ESCRT III complex. Gene Ontology annotation, biological process: late endosome to vacuole transport via multivesicular body sorting pathway; vesicle budding from membrane. Lineage: Eukaryota; Metazoa; Arthropoda; Malacostraca; Decapoda; Cambaridae. The record is from RefSeq and is a predicted model, not a curated record.
GAGCGGUGAAGGUAACCAGCAGGAGUUUGUUUGGAAUAGCGACAUUGGUGGGUGAGGAGCCUGAGGCCGCUGCUGAAAUUUCAAUAUUGCGAGCCCUCACGCGCCCUACACUCGAGACUAUGAGCAUCUUCGGGAAGAUCUUCGGCGGCGGGAAGAACGAGAAGGCCCCGACGACGGGGGAAGCCAUCCAGAAGCUCCGAGACACCGAGGAAAUGUUGAUCAAGAAGCAGGAUUUCCUGGAAAAGAAAAUUCAGCAAGAGAUCGCCACGGCUAAGCAUCACGGGACUAAGAAUAAGAGAGUUGCUCUGCAAGCACUAAAGCGCAAGAAGAGGUAUGAUAAACAACUUCAGCAGAUUGAUGGAACGCUCAGUACUAUUGAAAUGCAGCGAGAAGCCCUCGAGUCGGCCAACACAAACACAAAUGUUUUACAAACUAUGAGCGAAGCUGCCAAGGCUCUCAAAUCAGCACAUCAACACAUGAAUGUGGAUGAAGUACACGACAUGAUGGAUGAUAUAGCAGAGCAGCAGGAUGUAGCCCGGGAAAUUUCAGAGGCCAUCUCUAACCCUGUGGCGUUUGGAGAUGAUAUUGACGAAGAUGACUUGCUGGCUGAAUUAGAGGAGCUGGAGCAAGAAGACUUAGACGAGAAGCUAUUGAGCACAGGAGAACCUGUAGCAGAACUACCAGAAGUUCCAACCAGUGCCCUUGCCAAGCCGGAGCGUAGGAAGAAAGAGGAGGAUGAAGACGAUAUGGCUGAGCUGGCUGCAUGGGCAUCUUAAACUUGAUUAUUCUCUCCGUGAACCCUUGAUUCCAGCUGUUUUGUUUACCUUCCAGUGAUUACUCCCAGUGUCAGAUCACCACAACUAAAACAUUGUCAACGUUAAUUCUUAUGCGCUUUCAUACACACAAGCCUGUCCUCAAACCAGAUAACAUGUGAUUAUUAUAUAUUGAGACUAAUACUGCUUAUUUUAUGUUCCGAAUAAGUUCUAGCCAAUAUGUGGUUAUGUACUCGUACUGUAAGUAUGGAGACCAUGCAAGAAAGUCUUUUGAAAUAAGCAAAGGACCAGUAUUACUGCAUAAUCUUUGGAAAUAGUCAUAAGGGUAUAUUUCAUGUAAUAAUGUUUUUGCUUGUGUACAUGCCAAAAGUUUCAAAUAUUACUUAGUUAUUUUGGUGUUAAGCUUCAAGGUUCCUAGUCACUGGCCCACUUGCUUCAUUGUUUAUUGACCAAUCAGCAAAAGGAAAGUUUUAACUCCAUUAAUUCAUUCACAUAAGUCUUUAAAUAAAGUUAAUUGUAUUUUGGUUGAUAUCCAGAGGUGUUUGUGCUUGUGAUGGGAGCAGAGAGUUGUGGCUGCAUUGGUACUGUACAAAGGCUCGCAUUGUAUUCGCAAGUAUUCUCGCAUUGUGUAAGAAAUGUGCCUUAUCAAAAUUACAUGCAAAGCAAACAAUUGCUGCUGUCAUCACACACAAUAAUACUCAGUGUCACAGGUAAAGCAGGCAGGUGUUAUGAUAUGUGACAUAUAAUUGGAUGUUCCCAAUAUGCGGGGUUUUGCAGUGGGGUGUUCCCACUACACAGGGUUGUACAAUUUUGUUGCCCUCGAUUAUGUAACCUGUAAAUAUCUGUAUUUUAGAUGAGCCAUUUAUGCUUUAUAAAGAUAAGCUUAACCUUUUUCUUGUGUUCCUGAAUGAUAUGUAUAUUUGCUAUGGGAAGCAGCAUCUGGUUUCAUCAAAUAUCAGUCCUUCUUAUUGUGCGAGAAGAUGCAUACCUUAACGGCAGUCAUUUGCUGCGAGACCAGGAUGUGAGUGUUAUCGCCCGUGCUUCAAUAUUUGUCAUUUAAUCCCCCCUUUUUUUGUUGUUUUUCUUGUGUUAUGCCAUGUGGCUUAUGAAGCCAUACAACAACACAGCCAACUUUUAGACAAACAUGCUUAUUGUAAAGGAUUUAAAUUGGAAAAUAAGAUAUUACUAUUGUCCCAUCUGUGGUUGGUAGUUUUGUACUAUUGACUUGGAAGGGAUGGCUUGCCACGGUUCAGAGAAGUAAUACACAUCUAUUGAAUACCCAGUGGUUUAAUUAGAGUAAAAAAUUGUAUCAGUUUCAAUAUAUGUAUUUGAUAUAAUAAAAAAUGUUAUUUCCAA